GUUUUUUGUUCACCAAAUUAAUUAAUUCAUUCUUGCAGUGUUGGGAUAUACUUAUUGGCAUCGGGCAAGUAUAUCAGCUGACUGCAAAAUGACUGAAGCCAAGCAACCCGAGAAAGACUUGAAGGCACUCGAGAGCGGUUCCUGUCAAAGGGAAGGAAAAAGUUGGCCACAAAUUCUAGCAAUAGUAGUUGCCAGUAUCGGGUCUCUUAGCUAUGGGCUGCAUUACACAUGGAGUUCUCCGUCGACAUCUUACAUACUCCAAGAGGAAGAAUAUUUUCAUAUUACUGCCGAGCAAGCAUCCUACUUUACAGUCCUUCCGCCAAUAGCUAUGAUAUUGUCCAGCCUGGUCUUCUUCAAACUGACGGACACGAUUGGACGAAAAAAGACAAUGUUGUUGAUAGCCGCACCACAGCUUAUCGCUUGGAUCAUAAUCAUCUUUGCCAGAACUGUUUGGGCUUUUUAUGCCGCCCGAAUAAUCGUGGGAAUUGGAGACGCCGCUUUGUACAGCUCUAUUCCCGCAUACAUAGGAGAAGUCUCGACCCCAAAGAUCAGGGGGCUGUGGGGAAACUCCACUGCGUUCUCCAUGUAUCUGGGAGAAUUUCUAAUUAAUCUUAUAGGUUGCUUUUUUGAUGUGAGAACAUCGGCCUUCAUAUGCAUCGGACUGCCGGUGUUAUAUUUCAUCCUUCUAACUCAAAUGCCCGAUUCGCCAUACUAUCUGCUGAAAGUGGGCCACGCAGAUGACGCCAAAGCAGCACUGAAGUGGUUGAGAAGAAAAGAAGACAUCGAAACCGAAUUCCAUCAAAUGAAGGAAGACGUGGACCGGCAACUAUCGGAAACUGGAACAUGGAAGGACCUCGUCGCAAUCAAAAGCAAUAGAAGCGCGCUUAUAGCGGGUAUUUUCCUAAGAUUCACGCAACAGCUAGGCGGUAUAGGUGUCUUCCUGGCUUACACGCAACCAAUUUUCGAAAAGGCGGGAGGAAACAUAUCCGCCCAGGUAUCUUCGACCCUGUUCCUGGGUCUGUUGUGCGUUCUUAAUUUCAUCGGCGGCAUUGUCGUCGAAAAAGUUGGAAGAAAAACUUCGUAUUUUUACUCUGCAUUGAUCUCUGGAAUAAUCUUGGUCACGUUAUCAAUAUACUUCUUCUUGGAUCAAUAUCAAAUAUUUGACAUGUCUCUGUGGAGCUGGUUCCCUCUCGCCGGGAUGAUUUUGUAUGUCUUUUCCCAUUCUUUUGGACUAGGGGUUGUCCCGACCCUCAUGUUGGGGGAACUUUUUUCGACCAGUAUUAAGGCCAAAGCGCUUUGCGUCAUGAUACUGUCCUUCGGUGCUAGCGUCUUCCUCACUAAUACCAUUUUCCAUCAGCUUGAUGCUCGAGUAGGCCUGUAUUGUCCGUUCUUGAUAUUUUCCGUAAAUUGUUUCUGUGCGACUAUUCUGACGCCUCGACUUGUACCGGAAACAAAAGGCAAGACGUUGGAGGAGAUUCAGCGAAAUUUGAGAGACGCAGCAGACAAGAAAAGUAAAGCAGGACAAACUCACUAACAUCCGCUACUAUUUUUCAUUGUGAAAAUUAUCUAUGAAAUACUCAUAUUAAA
Cylas formicarius (sweet potato weevil) is the source of this 1587-nucleotide messenger RNA. RefSeq names its product facilitated trehalose transporter Tret1-like. NCBI's taxonomy places the organism in Eukaryota, Metazoa, Arthropoda, Insecta, Coleoptera, Brentidae. Gene Ontology annotation, cellular component: membrane. Bases 89 to 1534 code for a protein of 481 amino acids. Gene Ontology annotation, biological process: transmembrane transport. Gene Ontology annotation, molecular function: transmembrane transporter activity. The record is from RefSeq and is a predicted model, not a curated record. The transcript has 5 exons.